CAGUAGUCAGUAAGUAUUUUUCAGCAAAAGCUCAACCAUUAUCCUGCGUUAUUGCACAUAGUCUUGACAUUGCAACAAACACUUCCGGCGGCUCCCAGCAGACGGUGUACGUCAAAGAAACUACUGCUUUUGGUGUGCCGGGCGUUAUGUCGUAUCGCAAAUCCGUAAAUGCUGACUGGUCGUACCGGAGUCGUUCUACAAAUUUGCUGUCAAAACAAAAACAGUGCAAAACAUCAACAUGCACAAAGAGUUCCAGUAACACUCUCGAACGACCACUUUUGACUGGUUGUGACCGUUGUCGCAAUAAGGCUGCCAUACUGAAUUGCGAAGAUUGUCAACGAGCAUUCUGUGCGGUAUGUUUCGGAAAUGCUCAUCUGGACCCAAAGAAAGGCAAACACAAAGUGCAUAAUAUUUAUUCCGAAUCGGGACUUGAAAGCACACGACCACGUCGACCAGCGCAAUCAAAUAGCGCAUGUACAGAGGAGAAGCGAAGCGAAAGGGUGCCGAAGUUAAAGGAGACCGGCGACGAGGAGGCGUUGCAACGGUCACGUGUGACAUUCUGGAAAAAUCCGUUUGGGGAAGCCGGCAGUGCGGCAGCGGCAUGUCAAUCAGACGCUGCCGCGCAUCAGUCUGCGAAAUUCCGGUGUGAACUGCUGGAUACGUCAGUAUCGUCAGUAGUGGAAGAAUCCUGUACGCAAACGGAAUUUAUCCAGAAACCGGCAGCAACGUUUCCUUUGACUAAUGGUAAUUUAAUUAAGCAGGAAGACCGCUGUAGACUGCGGUAUGACAUCAACGGUGAUUUAAGUGGGCUUGAAAGGACCAACAUACGCUUAUCGGAAUACGUUGCUUCGGUGUGCCGGUCGGAACCUGUUCAAGUUGAUGUUCGCUUUGAGUGCCCUCACACCGAGCCCGACAAUUUACGGUCGGGAACCAUUAGCCCAGUAGAACUGGAGCCGAAGGGAAAAGAUAUUGAAAAGACAGCGGAGGUGCACCGGCGCAACAUAUCCCGUCUGCUGAAAUUUGCCGGCCUCAAAGCAGCAGGAACGUUCGACGAGAAAUCGCGCUCGAAAUCCUUAUCCCCGAUCAACGCUCUACCUGGGCCCAUCCUAUCGAAAUCCAGUGAUAAUAAACACUUAACGGCCACUACACCACGCGUCGCAUCUCCCGGUACAUCCCGAACACUGCACACCGGCAACGCAUCCAGGCCAGCGGAAAGUAUGCAAAUCCAUCGACCACUCGGCGUAUCACUGGCGACAAGAAUGCUGGAUAUUGAUCAUUUACCGCGCAUCUGCAUCACCAGCACAUCCAACGUGGAUAGUCUGUAUAAUCCGCGCCGUACACCGAGCCCGGCCGUUUCCGCGCCAUCCUCCAAACCGGCACUGCACAUUUACCCGCGCUCCCGCUCCCCGUCGCCCCUGCGCGCCCCUCCCAGUAGCGGCGCCUGUGCCGUGGAACAUUCCCGUGUGGCGCCGCCGUCGGCCAUCAUGGCCGUGCUGUCCCGCAAUGAACCCAUGAAGAAAUCCCCGAGUCUAUCCUUAACCGGAUAUUCGCUGCGCCCGACGGAAGUCCCGACGGGCAGCCGGCUGCGCUCGGCCUCCUUCGGGCGCGAAGUGACCACCGGCGUCCCGCAUAAAUCCCCGUCGCCGGUGCGCUCCCGGGUCGGCUCCACCGCGUCGGUCAAGAAGACCCUGCCGGUGCCGUAUGCCGCGCCGGCCACGCGCCGCAAAUCCCCGGUGAUCGGCGGCAACCGGCUGAGCAUCAGUCCGGCAUCGCGGCGGCCAUCGUUGACCCCGUCCACCGGGUCGGCGGUGUCGGAGUCCGAGCCGCGCGAUCAUAAUUCCCGGUAUGAGCGGAAUCUAAAGAAGUUCUACUCGUGGUGUCAGCACUGUAAACGGAUACUCCGCGCCCAGCAACAGGAUCCGGUCAAAGGCCUGUUAGGCGGAAGCGGUGCAGGCUCCAAACGCAUUAGUAACAGCAGCGCUGCACGUCGAUUAACCACCGCUACUCCUUCCGUCGCAGCGCACACUAACACAACAACAACACCCGCUACCGCAUCCUCCUCCACCGUGAUUAAAAAAGAGAAGAAAUCCUCCACCUCCGGACUAUUCUCCUUCGACUCCUCCGACCUCCCGCUCAAGGCCACCACCAUGGGGUUACUGCAUCCGCACUGUUGUAAUAAUAAUACUGCGGCGCCGGAGAAGAACAGCGAUGUCCGGCCGAAAUCGGCCACGGUGCCGACAUCGGGCAGCGCCCAGCCGAUUCCCAUUGAGAAGCCGAAAUUUCAGUCGCUGUUUAAUUUCGAUGACGCGCUGAGUCUGACGCCGGACCAGGUGGACACCACGUGGAUGUAUGAUCCGCUGGAUAGUGAUGAUGAUUUCUGCUACACCCUGGACGUGGAGACCAUGUCGGUGUGCAGUGAUACUUCCAUUGUGGCGUCGGCCAUUACCUGUGAUACGAAACUCAAGGACGAUGAUGAGGAAUUCAGCAAAGCACCGCUAAGGAAAUCCUACAGCAGCAAUAAGUGAAUAUGAAUGGGAAUGUUUUCCACACUCUCUCGUGAAUGUCUCUCUCUCCUCCACGUAAUCUGAGCACUACCGGCAUUAACACAGUGUUGUUUGGGAGAUGUGCGGUUGUGUAAUUGGCACAGAUGACUGUUGUUUUCCUUCACAACCGAUUCGCGGCCUUUGAGAUUAGCUUCUUUUUCUGACACUUGACCCCAAAGUUCCUUUGUAUAGAAAUUCGAUUUUUCAAUAUUGAACGCGUUGUGUUCGGCAUUAUGAGCUCGGCAUUAUGAAAUGCAAAUGUGUUGAUAAUAAUUUAUUGUACAUGUUAAAUGUUUCCGUGUUUAAUCG
This is a messenger RNA of Paramacrobiotus metropolitanus, 2852 nucleotides long. RefSeq lists its product as uncharacterized. Gene Ontology annotation, molecular function: zinc ion binding. The record is from RefSeq and is a predicted model, not a curated record. Lineage: Eukaryota; Metazoa; Tardigrada; Eutardigrada; Parachela; Macrobiotidae. The transcript is spliced from 11 exons. Bases 147 to 2525 code for a protein of 792 amino acids.